This is a messenger RNA of Thlaspi arvense, 921 nucleotides long. Lineage: Eukaryota; Viridiplantae; Streptophyta; Magnoliopsida; Brassicales; Brassicaceae. The record is from the annotation of a GenBank genome assembly.
AUGUUACAUCGUCUUCCCGGAAUAAUUAGUCCGCUUGGUAACAUUAUCACAGAUCCAUUUAGAGACUCCGCUAAGCCUCCGUUACCGGUUUACUGCAAAACCACUAUCAACCAUUUGAAAUCUCUAACCGGUCUCGAUGUUUCGCCUGGUCUCACCAAUCAAGAGAUCUCAGCCGUUGAAUCUUCCCUUGGUUUCUCCUUCCCUCUUGACCUCCGUUCGAUUCUUCAAACGGGUCUUCCGGUGGGUACCCAUUUCCCCAAUUGGCGAUCCGGGUCGACCCGGAACAAUCUCCUUCUCUUGUUCAAUCUCCCCCUUCUUCAUAUAUCCAAAAUCGUCACUAGAAACGGAUUCUGGGUCGACUCUUGGGGAUCCCGACCCGGAUCCGACGCGGCGGCUUUAUCGCUCGUUAAGAAAUUGAUUCAAAUCGCUCCGGUUCUUGUUCCCGUCUACGGCGAUUUCUACGUCCCUUCGACGACGCCGAAUUUGGCGAGAAACCCUGUGUUUCAAAUCGACGGCGAUGGAGUUAGGGUUUUGAGUUGCGACGUCGCUGAAUUUCUCCAAGGGCUUAGUCGAUCGGACGGUCGUCAUGAUCCCUGUAUAUCGCGACGAUUACUACGUAGAGUGGAGUUCUGGAGUGACGUGGCGGAGAGAGGGCGGAUGAUGACGAUGAAGAAGGUGGUGGCGCGUGAUUAUACGCGCGGGUGGUGGAGCGCGUCUAGUUGUGAUGAGAGGUUAAGGGCGUGUUUGGACGAUGCGUUUUGGAAGCUGAGGGAAGCGGGAUGGAGGGAAGACGAGGUUCGCGAUAUGAUGAUGAUGGACGGCGUAGAUCGAGACACGUGUGCGGAAGAUGGAGAUGAAGGUGAUCGGAAAGGCCGAGAAGUAACGACGUUGAGACAUCUUCUGGUUUCUCAUGAGGCGUGA